AUGCGUAUGAAGCCUCAUGAAACCCCAUUGAAGCUUUAUAAGCCUGAUGAACUUCCAUUGAAGCUUUAUAAGCUUCAUGAGAGCCUCCUUAAGCAUUCUGAAUCCUUUUUGAAGCCUCAUGAAUCCCAUGAAACACCUCAUGAACCCCCACUGAACCCUCAUGAAACACCUCAUGAACCCCCACUGAACCCUCAUGAAACACCUCAUGAACCCCCACUGAACCCUCAUGAACCACCUCAUGAACCCCCACUGAACCCUCAUGAAACACCUCAUGAACCCCCACUGAACCCUCAUCAAACACCCCAUGAGCCCCCACUGAACCCUCAUGAAACACCUCAUGAAUCCCCACUGAACCCUCAUGAAACACCUCAUGAAUCCCCACUGAACCCUCAUGAACACCUCAUGAACCCCCACUGA
Messenger RNA from Homarus americanus (American lobster), 417 nucleotides. RefSeq names its product early nodulin-75-like. Lineage: Eukaryota; Metazoa; Arthropoda; Malacostraca; Decapoda; Nephropidae. The record is from RefSeq and is a predicted model, not a curated record. The transcript is spliced from 2 exons. Bases 1 to 417 code for a protein of 138 amino acids.